Messenger RNA from Linum trigynum, 537 nucleotides. The record is from the annotation of a GenBank genome assembly. NCBI's taxonomy places the organism in Eukaryota, Viridiplantae, Streptophyta, Magnoliopsida, Malpighiales, Linaceae.
AUGGAAGGGUUGCUAGUCGAUGCAGCCGGUACUAGAGAUGUGUUAGUUUUUGUAGAGGCUGUCGAGGUGGAGGAUGGACUGGUGGGGGACAAUGAGGAACCAGACUUGUUUCAAGGUUUGUCGAAGGAUGCUGAAGAUAUUGGGGACGAAGUUGAGCAGCCUCGUGGUGUUGAAGAUGAUUACCUUGAUGUGGAAGAAGGGUCAGCUGAUUCUUCUGAUGAGGCUUCCAGAGAAACCAAUUCAAGGGUGUCGAAUGUGUUCAAUGAAGAGCAUGAGGAAAGAUAUGCAGAUUUGCCGGAUUAUAAUCCCGAUUGUGAUCAUGAGGAAUUCUUCUUCAAAAUUGGGCUGAAGUUCUUGUCUGUUGAGCAAUUUAGAGGUGCUAUAUACAAGCACACUCUUUUGCUGUUUGGGCAAAUGUUGCAUGUACAAGGAGUGAUGGAAGUAGGAGGUAGUUUAAAUGCAAGGAUGAAGCUUGUGAUUGGAGGGUAUAUGUUGUCUGGUGGGGAGAUGGUGCAAGUUUCAUGGUUAGGCGGAUAG